GCUGCGCACACACAUAGUAGUAGGCGGAGGCAGCGAACCACACACGGGCAUUGGAGGGAACCCCAUCAGCUGUAGUGGGCAGCACACUGCUUUAAUUACUUUAAUUUAACGAAACGAUACGUUAUUUUUUGCUGGGAAGAAGAAAUGCUUACAUUGGAUCUUUAACACCCGGAUUGCAUUAUUCUGUCCCAAACAAAGCGAUAAAAAGGAAAACACAUUGCGCUGAUCAGGUGGCUCCGGGAGCAUGGAAUAUUUUAUGAUGCAGACUGAAAAGAUGCCGUCCUUGCAACACUUCAAGAAAACGGAGAAGGAUGUUAUUGGAGGCCUUUGCAGCCUUGCCAACAUCCCCCUCAGUCCAGAGACCGCACAGGACCAAGAAAGACGGAUUCGUCGGGAAAUUGCGAACAGCAAUGAGCGACGACGAAUGCAAAGCAUCAAUGCUGGAUUUCACUCCCUCAAAACACUGUUACCACAUGCAGAUGGAGAGAAACUGAGCAAGGCGGCGAUCCUACAGCAGACAGCAGAUUAUAUUUUUACUUUGGAGCAGGAAAAGACACAGCUCCUGGCUCAAAACAACCAGCUCAAACGAUUUAUCCAGGAGUUCAGCGGUUCAUCUCCAAAGAGAAAGAGAGCAGAAGAGAAGGAUGAGGGCAUUGGGUCCCCAGACACACUUGAUGAGGACAAAGUGGAUGAGCUGAGGAGAGAGAUGCUGGAUCUACGACAGCAGCUUGAUAAAGAACGCUCAGCCCGGAUGCAACUGGAGGAGCAGGUGCGUACCCUGGAUGGGCAGCUGCACCCGGAACGUCUGAAGGUGAUCACACAGCAGGUGGAGGAGGAGCAGGCGCUGCUGCAGAGCCAUACUCUGCUACGACUGCAGCAAAUCCACGCACUGGACAGACAGACAGCACAGGUGCGUGCUCCUUCAGCCCCUCCCGCCCCAACGCAUCACCCCACAGUGAUUGUCCCGGCCCCGACACUAACUCAGCCCCAUCAUGUCACCGUGGUAACAAUGAGUUCGGCCGGCCACACCAGCACUGUGUCCACGUCCAGACAGAACCUCGACACCAUAGUCCAGGCUAUCCAACAUAUUGAACGCACUCAGGAGAGGAGAGCCAGUGCAGAAGAGGAGCAGCGGCGGGCUGUUAUUGUUAGCCCCAGUCAUGUUGCUUUGGAUGCCACAUGUUCAGAGACGGACACAGACACCGAGGGAGAGGACUGCUCAAUGAACUGAGCGGUUUGUCCAUUGAACUUAACUACCAAACACUUAAUACUGAUUCACUGCAAGAGGGCCUUUGAAGGUCAACUACAUUUGAAAAACAAAUUUCUUUGGCAUUAACCAAACUCCAGUAAGUUCACCUUUGUCAUGUGGUUCUGCAAUGUGCAAAAUAUAAAAGUAGAAUAACCUUACAAAUAUCAAGAGAAUGCCAUUUAUUUCCAUCAACCAGAUUCAUAAAAAAAAAAAAAUCAGUUCAUGAACAUGUUACAUAAGGAUAUGGAACACCGACAGUAUUAUUUUACAAUGUCACUAAAAUAUAGUUUGAAUGUACUUACCCAUGAAGAAGGCGAUAUUAUCUCAUUUAAAAUAAUAUUUUUAACAAUAUUUUUUUACUGUCUGGUGCUAAAAACUGACAUAACUUCAGAUACUAAUGGGCCCAUUGAGAUCAGAUUUAUUUCUAUUGAUGAAUAAAUACUUACUUUAAAUGGUGAAAUCAAGGAAGCUCUUAAAAUAAGCUAUUAAGCAACUGGUUUAUUUGAUUUUGUGAAUUCUGAAAGCUAUAAAAUUUGACAAAUUAGUGGUCAUCUAGCUUUGUGAUGUUUUACAAGGAGAGACAAUGUUGCAGACUUGUCCGGUUAUAUAUGUUUGAUAGAUACUGUUUGCAUGUAGAGUUCUGUUUCCAACAAAAUUUGGUCUUAAUUUUCUUUAGUGACUAUGCACUAAACCGUCUUGUAUUUAUGCAUUUGGAUCUGCAUUAUGUUUGUUGGAGUAAUUUAUGUUUGAAGAAAACUAUGCACCAUAGGUAGGCGUGCAUACCUACAAUGUUCUCAUGAAACUUGACAUCAUAAUGCUGAAGAAUGUAGGCUGAAAUAGGGAUACAGUAAAGUUUAAACGGUGCUUUUUACCAACUUGGAGUUUGGCACUUCAAGGCCCAUCAUGACUACUGUACCCUUCAGUUGGGUCUAUAAAUAUCUGGACAGUGGCCCAAGUUUUAUCUGUAUAUUUGAACUUAUUGUGCAUGCAGUGGUGUUACUGAUAUGUGCAUCUUGACAGCUUUAAUUUGAGGGUAUUUUUGUUCAAAUUGGAGGAAAGGUUUUUGAAGCUGCCUCAAAGUGUUUAAAAUGAACAUUUUACGGUAUAGUAUCAAUUUUCUUGCCUGUCAUCACAUUUCAGGGGUUCAUCAAAUAACUAAGCAAGUAAGGUAUAUCUAAAAUUGUCAUUUUAAAUCCUUAGUUGGCAAUGUCUGCCUGAAGAACUGGGUGCUCUUCUCUGACAGAUUUCUUAAAUGUCCAGUAUGUCCUUUUGAUGUCCUGAAAUACAGACUGCUUAAUUAUAAAAAACAUAACUUGAAUUCCUCCACUGUGGAUUGUAGAUGCACACAAAUUAAAGUAGAGAUUCAGCACUUUAUGACCAUACAAAUAACAUAACUGCUGCUUGAAUAAGAUUGGUAAACGUAUAUAAAACCAAAAGUUGGACCACUCUUCAAAUAGUUAAAAGACCCAGCUGCAUUUGUCAUUGUAAUGUAACUUCUGACCAAGCUUCAAUUUGUUUUUAAGAAGUUGACAUCAAGCACUGCACUAUAGAUCUCUUCUGUGGGUUUAUUUCUGAAUGUGCCCAGUUUGUCCAUCUCAUGUUGUUUUGCUUGUCACAGAAAUUUGACUGGAAAACCGUGCCCCGCUCCUCAGUUUCUUAAUGCUGUAAACAUUCCAUUGAUUUGGAGUUAGACCUCUGAUUUUUUAUGUUUUCUAAUUGAACGCAUGUUGCUAAAAGCGGCCUUUUGUUAUUUUGUCUUACUGCUAAUUUUUUUUGUGAUCAAGACUUUGGUGUGAGAAUUCUUGACACUUGCAUUGGGUUUUGUAGGCUUUUUCUUUUCUGAUGUUUGUGAAGCUUUGCUUAAAGUGGUCUAGUUUACUGACCAAUGCCAGUCUAUUAUGUUGUUUUUCUGAUUGGUCACUUGAGUAUUUCUUCUUCAUUAUUGACAUGUUUGCAGAACUGCUGUCAUAAAUGAACUUGGAUAUGAAGCACUUGCUGUUCUGUACUGCCUGAAUCAACGGUCAAAAGUGAAUUUGUCCAUGUAUUUUUGUAAGCUUUUUGCUGUGACACGUUUUAACACCUUUAUUGUGGUUAUCAUUGUCUGUCUAAUUUGUGUUUUGGUGACAAGCAUUUUGUUUCUUUAUUUUGUCCAGGAUGACAAGAAACUGUUAUAUUUUUGUUUAUUAAAAUUGGGUAAACUCACUUUUGUAAAAUUGAAAAAAAUAAAAUAAAAUUUGUACUUUUUUAUUAGA
This is a messenger RNA of Boleophthalmus pectinirostris (great blue-spotted mudskipper), 3501 nucleotides long. RefSeq names its product transcription factor AP-4-like. Gene Ontology annotation, cellular component: nucleus. Gene Ontology annotation, biological process: regulation of transcription by RNA polymerase II. NCBI's taxonomy places the organism in Eukaryota, Metazoa, Chordata, Actinopteri, Gobiiformes, Gobiidae. Gene Ontology annotation, molecular function: protein dimerization activity; DNA-binding transcription factor activity, RNA polymerase II-specific; RNA polymerase II cis-regulatory region sequence-specific DNA binding. The transcript has 7 exons. The record is from RefSeq and is a predicted model, not a curated record. The coding region runs from base 245 to 1231 and encodes 328 amino acids.